Messenger RNA from Vollenhovia emeryi, 1290 nucleotides. RefSeq names its product speckle-type POZ protein A-like. Gene Ontology annotation, molecular function: ubiquitin protein ligase binding. The record is from RefSeq and is a predicted model, not a curated record. Gene Ontology annotation, biological process: regulation of proteolysis; proteasome-mediated ubiquitin-dependent protein catabolic process. The transcript has a single exon. Gene Ontology annotation, cellular component: nucleus; cytoplasm. Lineage: Eukaryota; Metazoa; Arthropoda; Insecta; Hymenoptera; Formicidae. The coding region runs from base 196 to 1290 and encodes 364 amino acids.
ACCUUGCUUUUUCCACCAUGGUCGUGACCGUGUCAGCGUCAGCGUUGCGUCAGCGUAGCGUGUCAGUUAUUACACUUGCUACACCGAGUCAAUUAUUAAACUCAUUUUAUCAAGCCCCCUCCUAGGUAUCCUACCUGUGCACUUCUUGAAAGACAUCGUUAGAGUGAGACGCCGUGGACGUCCAGUAAAAUAGCAAUGGACGUAUUUCGCUCGAAUUUGCCACCGUCAGAAAUAGCCACUCGCGUGAAAGAGAACUGGUGUUGGACGCAAGUGAACACGAUUAAGUUCGACUGUACAUGGACGAUAAAUAACUUUAGUUAUUGCUACGGGAAGGGUAGGCUCGAGAAGACCCUCAAGUCAACCACAUUUUCAGCAGGGGACAACAAAAAGUGGAAGUGGUACCUGGAACUGUAUACUACCCCCCUGGCCCAAGACUACGUAUCGCUGACAAUCAUUAUUGAUGAGGGCAAAAAAGAAGUUAACGGUAAUUUCACAAUUUAUAUUCUUAAUGCCAAGAAAGAAAAAAUAGAACAAGCAGUGGUCAAUAAGUCCGUUUCCACGUUGAGUGGUUAUCGUGCAACAUAUGAUAUCGUAAGGUUCUUAAAGAAAGACUAUAUUUCUUUGUACCCGGCACACACACUGCUACCAAAUGACACACUCACGAUAUUGUGCGAGCUCAGCAUAAAUACGGACAUAAUAAACAUCUCCAGCCAAAGCAUCGCAAAAGAAUUUCAAGUACCAGAGUGCCAGGCGCUCGACAAUCUCGGGCUACAGUUAGAGAACGAAAAAUUUUGCGAUGUGACACUCACUGUCCGCGAUAAGGAAUUUCGUGCGCAUAAAGUAAUUAUUGCAGCACAAAGUCCUGUCUUUUCGGCAAUGUUCGAACACAACAUGGAGGAGAGUAAGAAAAAUCACGUAGUCAUCACCGACGUGGACGCCGAAGUUUUGAGAGAAGUGUUGAGAUUUAUCUAUACCGGUAAAGUAGCUAAUCUGAAUGUGAUGGCAAAGGAUCUGUUGGCCGCGGCAGACAAGUACGCAUUGAAAAGGCUGAAGGUGCUGUGUGAGAAAGAACUUUACAACACUUUAACCUGUGAGAAUGCAGCCGAUAUGCUCAUCUUAGCCGAUCUCUAUUGCUCCGAUCAGCUGAAAUCAAAGGUGCUAGACUUCAUGAAUAUAUGCGCGGAUGUGGUGCACACCGCAGGUUUCAAGUCUAUGAUACAAUCCCAUCCGCACCUGGUACCAGAAAGUUUACAGACUAUACCUAACAAGAGAUUCAAAUCGCAGUGUUAA